Plasmodium gallinaceum is the source of this 4578-nucleotide messenger RNA. RefSeq names its product nuclear formin-like protein, putative (gene MISFIT). The coding region runs from base 1 to 4578 and encodes 1525 amino acids. The record is from RefSeq and is a predicted model, not a curated record. The transcript is spliced from 2 exons. NCBI's taxonomy places the organism in Eukaryota, Apicomplexa, Aconoidasida, Haemosporida, Plasmodiidae.
AUGGCUAUCAAUACUUUAUUAGAGAAUGAAAAUAAAAGAUUUAAAAAAAUAAAUGAAAAGCUUUUAUAUUUAUUGAAUAAAUAUAGAUAUGCAUAUUUGAAAUCUCUUGAGCUUAUAAACUUUUAUGAAAUAAUAAUUAAAAAAAACUUUUAUGAUAAUAAAGAUAAAGAUUUGUUUGAUACCUACAAAAAAAAAAGACAAUGUGAAUAUAUUUUUGAAGAGGAAAUAUUAUUAAGAAAAAAAUUUAAAAAUAACCUAAUUAAUAAUAAAAUAUCUAUUGAUAUUAUACCAUAUAAAAAUACAACAAAUAUCUUAAAAGAAAAAGAUGUAGCUAAUAAAAAUGAAAUAAAUAUUGAAGAUAAAAAAAAAGAUGAUAAAUGUAUAGCGUCAUUUUUGAAUGAUGGUAUAAACGAAAAAAAUAAAUCUGAUUAUAUAAAUUUAGGUGCUUUAGAUUUCAGUGCAUAUAAGGAAGAUUCAGAAGGAUGUAUUAAGUAUUUUGAAAAAGAAAAGAACAAAAUAAAUAGUGAUAGAAUAAACAGAGAAGACAUUAAUAACUCAUUAAAGUCCGUAUAUAACUAUGAAUUAAAAAGAAAGCCAUUAUAUAAUCAGAGCACAUAUUUAAAACAUAGUAAUAUAAAAAACUCACAUAUAACAACUUUAUCCUCCAUGAAUAAAAGUAUAUAUAUAGAUAAAUAUUCUAAAAUAAAUAAUAAUAAAAAGGUGAAUAUGAUAAAUAAAAGUGUGUAUCAAAAUACAUUAAACCAAAAAAUUUUAAAAAGUGAUCUUAACAGAAGUAUAUUUGUUUCUAAUAGUAGACACCCAUCCAAAUUAAAUAAAAAUAUUUGUACUGAUUCUAAAAAUUUAUAUAACAAAAAUAUAAAUAUAAAUGAAAAAUCUUCUUCAACAGUUAAAAAUACUCUAAUAAAUAAAAAUAAAAACAGUGAAUAUGUUGUUAAUAAGAAAAUGAAUAUAAACAAAUCAAAUAAUUUACAAAAUAGUAUAUAUAUGAGAAAAUUAAAUACUACUAAUAUUUCAAAUCAUAGUUUUUAUGUAAAUAAAAAUCCAAUAACCAAAAGUAUUUACAGAAGCAAUACCAACAUAAAUAAUAAAAAAAAGGAAUAUAAAGAAAAUUUGACCGAAAAUAAAGAUGGUAGUAUAAAUAUGAAAUAUAGAAUUGGUGAAAAUAAUAACAAAAAUUCAAAUGAAGAUAUAUCACUAGACAACAUUGGUUUAAAUGAUAAAAAUAAAAAAGAAAUUAAAAAUAUUUCUACUGGGGAACAAACAAAUAUAGAAAUUAAUAAGGGAAGAUAUUGCGAAUUCUCCACAAAAAAUUCAGGAGGUAUUUAUUCGCAUAUCCCAUUAGAAUUGAAAAAUAUAGAAGAUUUAAUAGAAAAUGAUCACAUGAAUAAAAAUUCUGAAACAGAAGUAAAUUCAUGCAAUAUUGUUGCAUUAAAAAAUAUUGAAGACUUACAUAAAUCAAUGUCUACAAAUGAAGAAAAAAGUAAAAAAGCAGAUUGUUAUUUAAAGGAAGAACAUCCAUCUAAUGAAAAAAAAAAUAAUUCAUUAGAUAUAUGUUUCCAUGUAGAAAAAGAAAAGAUAGCAGUAGACAAUUUGCAUAAUGAAUUACAAAAUGAAGAAAAUGUAAAUGAAGAAAAAACAUGUGAAGUAUUAAAUUAUCAAAGUAAUUGUUCCAUUUACAAUUUAAAUAAUAAGGAAAAAUAUUUAACAUGUGAAGAUAAAACACAAACAAAUAGGUUAGAACAUAUAAAUAUUAAAAAAGAAUUACUUGAAUAUAAUGAUAAUAAAAAUAGGAAAAAUUUAAUAAAAUUUUCUGUUGAUAGAAAUGAAGAUGAAAACAAUUAUUUACUUAAUAAUGAUAAUGAUUCUAAAGAAAGUUUUGAAGAUACAAAAAAGGCAGAUAUUAGAAGCAAACCCAAACAUUACUGUCAGAAAGAAGAAAGUAACCACACAUCAAAUAACGAAAGAGAAAAGGAAUCACAUAAAAUACCAAAUUCUUUUAAUAUAUUAGAGAAUAAUAAUAGCCAUAACAGUAUUAUUAAUACUGAAAAUAUUACUUCAAACAAUGAUGUAAUGAAUAAUAAUAAUUUGAUUUUGAAAAAUGAAAAAGGUACUAAUUUUAAUAUAGAAAAGGAAGAUAGUAAAGAUAAAGUUAAUGUUAUUAAUGAAAAUGCGACCAAUACAGAAACUAACAUAGAUAAAAAUGACCAAAUUGAUAACAUAAAAAAGUUUAAUAACAAGAUGCCAGUAAAUUUUAAAAACAUUAUUUUAAACAUUAAUGAAGAAAUUAAAAAUAAAUUACACAAUUCUGAUGAAAAUGAUAACUUGUUAAUAAAAAAUAUUAAUAAUAAACAACCAAUCUCUAAAGGGCAUCCCUUUCCAUCAUCUCUUAGAAAAAAUUUAUUAUUGCCAUUUGAUAAAGAAGUAAAAGUUAUAAAUAACAACAGAGCUAAUUUACAUAUAGAAAUGAAUUUUAACUUUGAAUAUAUAACACUUGAUACAAUAGACUUAGAUAAAGCUAUGAAUGAAGGCAUACACAAUUAUAAAAAAAUAGAAGAAAGUUAUAUUGAAUCUGGAGAGCAUAUAAAGGAUAUAUUUAUAUAUAAUGAUUUAAUGGAAAAAGAGAAAAAAACAUUAUCUUUUUGUAACUUAGAUGAUAAAGAAGGAAUGAAUGAAAAAAAUCAAGUUCUUUUUAAGUCGUCUAAUCAAAUAAAAAGCGAAAUAACAAAGUCUAUAGGAAUUUCCAUAUUUCAAUAUAUAAAUACAUCUAUUCAUCCAUCAAAAUCCUUAGUAAGUGAUGAAAAGCUUGAAAUAUGGUUUACAAAAAAAAAAAGAGAGAAAAAUGAUAAGAAAAAUUUGAUGGAAUCUAAUUCAUCACAAUUAUUGUUAUUUAAAAAUAAUAAAAGGAGAAUAAGUACAAUGGGUUUUUUUUGUCAACCAUUAAUUAUAAUGUUAAGUUCUUUAAAAAGGCAAAGUGCAUAUAACAGUUUAAAAAAAAUUAUUACAUCCUUAAUAUUAUGUACAUGCGAUUCUGCCUCUCUAGAAAAAAUCCUACACACAUUACCUGAAGAAAGUAGUAAAAAUUAUACGUUAUGGAAAGAAACAAUAAAUAAAUUAUACAUACAUGUAGGAGGAAUGAAAAAUGAGAUUAUUAAAAAAUUUUUAGAAGUAAAAAAAGAAGAUUCAGAUGGUAAUAAUGAUGAUUAUGAUGAUGAUGAUGAUAAUGAUGAUACUUGUGUAUUAAAUGAAAAAAAUAAAUAUGAAAAUUUGAAUUUAAAAACAUAUGAUUUUAUGAAAGGGAUAAAUCAUUAUGAUAACUGUUUAAAUAAUUCUUUUUCUUCAACAAAUACUACUUCUACUUAUUCAAAAAAAAAAUAUAUGGUAGAGGAUUCUAAUAUUUAUGAAGAUGAAGAAUUUUGCCUAUUUAUUUGCACUAUAAGCAACGUUCAUAGAAGACUCAGAUAUUUAUUACUUGUAGAUAAUUUUGAUUUUAUAUAUGAAGAUCUUUUAAAACAUAUAAAAAAUAAAUUGAAUAGUAUUGAACUAAUAGUAAAUAAGCAUGUUUUAUUAAAACAAUUAUUUUGCAAUAUUUUAUACUUGUGUAAUUGGUUAAACGAACCGAAAAUAUAUAAAUGGUUCCAAUGGAAUAGUGUGGUAAAAAAAUUAGAAAAACUUUAUGGAUAUUCAGACAAUGGGAAGAUAUCAAGAGAUAGAUGUAUAAUGCUUCUUUUAGCCGAACAUACUGGUGAAAUAUUUACUGAAAAAGAAUUGAAUAACCUCAAAAAAGUAAGCAAGUUCCACAUAAAAGACCUCUAUGACAAAUCUAUUGACUUUAUUAAUUCUUAUUUAGAAUUAAAAAAUCAAAUGAAUACUGAAGAAUUUAAAAAAAAUUGUUGUAUUAGAAUAGAUGAAGAGAGUAUUUUUUCUGAAGAUAAAUUUUUAGAAAAGAUUAAACUGUUUGUAGAAAAAAAUUAUAAAAAAAUGCUAUUUAUUAUAUGGAAUAUAGUUCUUCUAAUAAAGCAAUAUUUAGUACUUAUCAUAUGGCUAGGAGACAUCAAACCUUUUUAUCCUCUUUUUAGUCAUAUAGAUGAAAAUAGAAAAAUAAAGUAUUCUAACGAUUUAUUUAUAAAUAUUGCACUUUUUUUUGAAUCAUACAACAAAUAUAUUCAUGUUAUAAAAAAAAAAAAUGAAAUUAAAGUAAACAGGAAAAGUGCAUUAUUAAAAAAUACUGAUGAUUGCUUUUUAUCAUCGGAUUUUUUUUCAUCAAAGGUUGAAAAACCUGUUUUAAAUAUAAAAAAUAAUUUAAAUAAUAACUUUUACAGCUAUAUGGAUGAUAAUAUUACUGAUGAUAAUAGCAAGAAAAAAUACUAUGAGGAUAAAGAGAAGAAUAAUUCCUUAAAACCAAUAAAUAACGAAACUAAAAAAAGGAAAUCACUUACAAAUACAGUUGAUUAUGCGUGUAAAAUAAAAAGGAAAAGUUUAGAACACGAAAAAAAGAAAUUUAUUAAAAAGGAAAGUUUGGAAAAUAUUUGUGAAGUAGAAUUUGAAUUAUCAGAUUAA